AUGAAUCCCUAUGUUCAGGAAUAUAUGAAUAUUACUUCUGGUCAAACAACUUGGUUUUCCUCAACAAUCCUAGCCUUUCAAGCCAUUUUUAUGCCUCUUGGAGGACUUAUUGCUUCAAGAAUUAACUAUAGAUGGGUUUUACUUGCUGGAUUACUUUUUAGCUCAGGUGGCAUUUUGUUGACAAGUUUGACUGUCAAAUACGGUAUUGGUCCGUACAUUGCAUCCUAUUGUGCUUGCUUCGGUAUUGGUAUGGGUCUUCCUUAUUCACUCAUCUUUUCAAUUGCAUCAUCGUGGUUUCCUGACAGUCGAGCAACAGUUGUUGGUAUUGUUGCGGCAGGGUUCGGACUCGGAGCUUUGGUUUUCACACCAAUCCAAACACGUUUAAUUUAUCCUAAAAAUUUGGAUAAAAUUCCUAAAGCAUUUUUGAUUCUUGGAGGCAUCGUUUUGGGACUGGAAAUAGUUGCAAUGGUUCUUCUUAGGGAGAAACCUCAGGAUAAAAAUGUUGAACUUCUAAGCGCAAAUGAUGGAGAUACGUCAGUGGAACAGGUUAGGAGUGAAAAGGACGAGAGAAGCGCUAAAAAUGGACCCAAAAGCUAUACAAUCAUGCAAGCCCUAAGAUCAAUCGAUUUCUACAUCCUCUGGUUCAUAGUUUUCUUGGAUAUCAUUCCUGUUGUGCUUCUAACAUCUACGUACAAGAUAUUUGGCUUCGAUCUUAAUUUCCCAGAUGAGUUCUUAUCGCCGAUAGCUACCACUAGUGCAGCAUUUAAUUGUCUUGGUCGAGUGUUCUGGGGUUUCAUGGUGGACAAAUUCUCCUCAAAAUGUCCAAUGAUGACUUUCCUGUCCAUUUGGGCUGCUGUUUUCAUUACCUUUCCUUUUGUUGGAGCCGGAUCAAAAGCGUCUGGACAGCCUCUGUAUGCCAUCUGGGUCUUUCUUCUCUUCUUUGCCCUCUCUGCUCAUUUCGUCGUUGUACCAGCUACAUGCAAUCGUAUUUUUGGUCCCCAAAAUAUGGCAACUAUCUAUGGAAUCAUAUACUUCGCUACUACACCCAGUGCACUGGCUACCGCAGCAAUUGUCUCAUCGUUCAAACUAAAGGGUCAUUGGGUCGAGGUCUACACGUCUUGUGGCGUUGUUUGUAUUGUCGGCAAGUUCAUUGAUCACUGUGAUUCAUGCAGUCACGUUUAUUUUAACUCUCUGGGUUUUUUUCACUUUCUUGCAGCUCUAACCUUGUCACUCUUCUUGCGUGACAAAGACGCCAAGUGUGUUGGAUGUACCAAUAGCAUCUGUGCCAGUGCUUGCAAUUCCUGUCGAAAGGGUCUAGAUGCAGAAAGUCGGCGUGAUGUUGUAGACUCCGAAGAUGCCUCAGCAGCACCGUGGACUAAUUGA
Molecule: messenger RNA, 1383 nt
Organism: Rodentolepis nana
Lineage: Eukaryota; Metazoa; Platyhelminthes; Cestoda; Cyclophyllidea; Hymenolepididae
Source: the annotation of a GenBank genome assembly